AUGUCUCUGCCAUCGUCAACUUUGGAUUUUGUUAAACAGAUGGAUAGUGAUUUUGAAAAGGAUUAUAAGGAUGGAAAUAUUGAUAAAUUAGUUAAAACUUAUACUGAAGACGCUAAAAUCAUUGGAUACGAUAAUCAACAAUGGAUCGGACGCGAACAGAUCAGACAGUAUCUUCAGGGUGACACGAAAGGAAAUGUUCAAACUAUCAGUGUACAGAAUCAAACUAUUCAUCGGAUCAACGAUGAACUAUUUCUUGAACUCUGUCAUUAUCAACUGGAUACUGAUAGUACACCGAAAAAUGGUUAUACGAUUUGGAAGAAAAGUUCAUCUACUAGUGGUGGUGGUCCAGAAUGGCUACGUCACAUUGAUGUAAUAGCUUAG
This is a messenger RNA of Didymodactylos carnosus, 381 nucleotides long. The record is from the annotation of a GenBank genome assembly. NCBI's taxonomy places the organism in Eukaryota, Metazoa, Rotifera, Eurotatoria, Philodinida, Philodinidae.